Molecule: messenger RNA, 1140 nt
Organism: Merops nubicus (carmine bee-eater)
Lineage: Eukaryota; Metazoa; Chordata; Aves; Coraciiformes; Meropidae
Product: serpin B6-like
Exons: 6
Coding region: 1-1140 (379 amino acids)
Biological process (GO): negative regulation of endopeptidase activity
Cellular component (GO): cytoplasm
Molecular function (GO): serine-type endopeptidase inhibitor activity
Source: RefSeq, a predicted model, not a curated record
AUGGACAGCCUCUGUGCAGCAAAUACCACUUUUGCACUUGACCUUUUAAGAAAGCUGUGUGAGAGCAAGAGCAGCCAGAAUGUAUUCUUUUCUCCUUUUAGUAUUUCUUCUGCUUUGUCUAUGAUCUUGCAGGGUGCAAGAGGUAACACCAAAGCCCAGAUAGGAAAGGUGCUUUCUCUGAGGAAAGCUGAGGAUGCUUCCAAUGAGUAUCAAUCUCUUCUCUCUGAAAUUAAUGAUCCAAACACCAAAUAUAUACUGAGAACUGCUAACCGACUUUAUGGAGAAAAGACAUUUGAGUUUCUGUCAUCGUUUAUAGAGUCAACUCAGAAACUCUACCAUGCUGGCCUAGAACCGACUGACUUCAUCCAUGCUUGGGAGGAUUCCAGAAAACAAAUAAAUGGCUGGGUAAAGGAAAGGACUGAAGGUAAAAUUCAGAACAUGUUGGCACAGGGGAUUCUUGAUUCACAGACCAGACUUGUAUUGGUGAAUGCCAUUUAUUUCAAAGGCAGCUGGGAAAAGCAGUUCAACAAAGAGAAAACAGCAGAAAUGCCAUUUCAAAUUAACAAGAAAGAGACCAAACUUGUGCAGAUGAUGAUGAUGAAGGAUAGUUUUAACAUGACCUAUAUUGGGGACUUCCAGACCAAAAUCCUUGAGCUGCCCUAUGUCGGUAAUGAGCUCAGCAUGUUCAUCCUGCUCCCUGAUGCAAUUGAAGAUGGAUCCACUGGUUUGGAACAUCUGGAAAGAGAACUUACUUAUGAGAAGCUGACAGAUUGGAUCAAUCCUGAAAUGAUGGACUGUACAGAGGUGAGGGUGUCUUUACCCAGAUUUAAACUGGAAGAAGAUUAUGCUCUGAAACCCCUUCUGAGAAGCAUGGGAAUGCCUGAUGCCUUUGACUUAGGGAAGGCAGACUUCUCGGGAAUGUCGGCUGGCAAUGAGCUGGUGCUCUCUGAAGUGGUCCACAAGUCCUUUGUGGAAGUCAAUGAAGAAGGCACCGAAGCAGCAGCUGCCACAGCAGGAGUGAUGCUGCUGCGCUGUGCAAUGAUCGUUCCCGAGUUCACUGCAGAUCAUCCCUUCCUCUUCUUCAUCCGGCACAACAGAACUUCCACCAUUUUGUUCUGUGGCAGGUUUUGCUCUCCCUAA